This is a messenger RNA of Xiphias gladius (swordfish), 3083 nucleotides long. RefSeq names its product ATG5 autophagy related 5 homolog (S. cerevisiae) (gene atg5). Gene Ontology annotation, cellular component: phagophore assembly site membrane; Atg12-Atg5-Atg16 complex; cytoplasm. The transcript is spliced from 9 exons. Gene Ontology annotation, biological process: autophagosome assembly; nucleophagy; cellular response to nitrogen starvation. The record is from RefSeq and is a predicted model, not a curated record. Lineage: Eukaryota; Metazoa; Chordata; Actinopteri; Istiophoriformes; Xiphiidae. The coding region runs from base 435 to 1262 and encodes 275 amino acids.
AUAAUUACAUUGUAGUUGCUGUAGAGCUAAAGUGCAUAAAAUAAAAAGGGCGUUCGCUCAUUCCCAGAGACAGAGCUAUCGGUAGCUCUGCUAGGCUUGCGGCUAGCUAGCUUCCUUACAAGCCUCCUCCCCCCGCUCGUCAGAAUUAGCAUUAGGCGAACCUUGACGGGUUUCCCACUUUUGUUUCUUCUCUCGCCGUACAUACGACUCUCAAGCGCCUGAAGACGCACUUCCAGCUAGGGGGCGCUGUUUUGCGGCGGACGAGGCUGUUUUUCCGGUGACAGCAGGCGAAUGACAACAGCGGCAGACACGGGCCCUUUCCCAUCCAAACUGACUGCAAAACAUCGACAAAAACAGGAAGGUGUCUGCCUUUGGACUUCGGGGGCUGUGUUUGGGGAAUUUCAUAUUUAUGUGCCACUGGGAGCAGAAGCAGCAUGGCAGAUGACAAGGACGUGUUGAGAGACGUUUGGUUCGGCCGGAUCCCCACCUGCUUCACUUUGAACCAGGAUGAGGUUACUGAGAGAGAAGCCGAGCCCUACUAUCUGCUGUUACCCAGGGUGAGCUACCUGACCUUGGUUACAGACAAGGUGAAAAAACACUUCCUCAAAGUGAUGAAGGCCGAGGACGUGGAGGAGAUGUGGUUCGAGUAUGAAGGAACACCACUUAAAUGGCACUAUCCAAUUGGAGUUCUUUUUGACCUCCAUGCCUCAAACACUGUCUUACCCUGGAGCAUCACGGUGCACUUUAAGAAUUUUCCAGAUCGUGAUCUGCUCCACUGCCCAUCAAACUCUGUGAUCGAGGCUCACUUCAUGUCCAGCAUCAAGGAGGCCGACGCCCUAAAGCACAAGAGCCAAGUUGUUAACGACAUGCAGAAAAAAGACCACAAACAGCUGUGGAUGGGCCUGCAGAAUGAUAAGUUUGACCAGUUCUGGGCCAUGAACAGGAAGCUGAUGGAAUAUCCCACUGAGGAGGGCGGCUUCAGAUACAUCCCCUUCAGGAUAUACCAGACGAUGAGCGACAGGCCAUUCAUCCAGAAAUUGUUUCGCCCCGUUUCACCUGAAGGCAGCACGCACACACUUGGCAACUUGCUGAAGGAAAUGUACCCAGCCGCUAUACCAAGCGACGGUGAGCAGAAGCGUUACCAGGUGGUGAUCCACGGUAUCGAGCCGCUACUGGAGACUCCUCUGCAGUGGCUCAGCGAACACCUCAGCCACCCCGACAACUUCCUGCAUAUCUGCAUCAUCCCCACUCCCACUGACUGAGGUUGCACCUGCCCGACCAUCGCUGUCCCCGCGACAACCGACCAACCGACCGGCUGACCCGUCGGCCAGCCGGUUAUCCCAGGAAACGGUAGCGCUUAACGGUGGAAACUCUGAACUAACAGACUCUUUAAUGAGAAGGAUGUCGGAAUCUUGUCGAUAAAGACGAAAAAAAGGAUGUGAAGGAGGUAUUUCACAAACCUCCUUUUCCAUCUUGUUCAUUUGUAUUUCUACUCCUACUACCACUACUACUACUACUCCUUUACCCUGAGAAAACUUGUUUUUAGGACGCGAGGAUGAAAAGAUCUUGUCUUCCUCCUCCGCUCCCAAAAGAACAGAAGAUUUCGCUAGGGGAAGAGGUGGUUGAAUGAGCAGGGGACCUCUAAUUUUCUACUCUGCUGUCUCGCAUCUUCACCUCCUCCUUCCCUAUUCCUCUACGAACAAACAUCUCUGUGGGAGGAGAGGAGGUGAAUGGAUCCCUCCUUUUGUCCAUCCUGGCAUACACCUUUCUCCCUUAGUAGUCCAAGACAAAGACUGUCCUGUUGACAGGGAGACAAGUUUGUUUGGGGACUGGGGAGUGGUAUAUCCAGUCCUCCUGAAGCUGCCUUAGUUACUACGGUUAUGCAGUUCUAUCAUCAACAUUCUCAUUGUCCCUGCAGAAAUGUCUGGAUGUACAAAGUCACUCUUGAGUUUACAUCCUGGAAAAAUUUUCAUUUCCAUAAACUCUCCAGAAUCUUCGGGUGUUUUUUUUUUUUUUUUUUUAGGUGUUUUACAGAGGAUUUUCGGUUGGUUAGGUUGCUGAAUUUUUUUUGGCUUCCUUUAACAAAGUGAGCUUGAAUUUAAAAAAAAAAAAAAAAAAAGGAUGCGUUAUUUCUGAGCGCUGAGGGCAGUGACUGACAGACGGAUUUAGCUGCAGUGACUCUAGCACCCACAGGAGCUGAGCAUUAUCACUCAUCAUCACUGUUGAGUUAAGCUUCUAAUUUAGAGUUAUUUGAAAAAGGAACUUAGCAAGCAGACAAAAUGUCCACGGGCCAUCGUCCGGUACUGUCCCUGAACUAGCAUUAAUUUACAGCUUUAACUAACAGUGUAACUUCUUUUUUUUUUUUUUUUCGUUUUUGAUCUUCACCUUUAUGAGAAAUUCUGGUUUCAUUCAACUUCUUAAUUUUGUAGUUUAAGUAAACUUUAAUUGUCCUUUAAGGUUACGUGGGGAUUCUGCAACUAUCAAAACUGAAUCUAUAAACUAAAAACGACAAGGUGUUUAGGUUGAAAACCAGGCUGCACUUGUUUCAUCGUUUUACUGUCUCUGCAGAGGGCAGAUGGAGAUAUGAGAUUUUCACGGGCUAAUAUUUGAGCGUCAUCUAGCUAUUUAUGAGGCAAAGCGUUUUGUGCAGGGGGUCAUGGGAAAAACCUCACACGUUUUAAAUAGCAGGUGUUGAUUUCUCUCCAUCAUUACAGCACCGUUAAGCUGUUUUAUUGUCUGUUUUUGUCAGAUUUGGCUCGAGCCUCUUUGUCUGUUGCCAAACUUAAACGAGCAUCUGGUUUUGUUCCGUUGAGGAACUCAGCUUGGAUAACGAGACAUUAGGAGCAUUUAACAUUAAGAUUGCAGGCUGUUGGGGCCACAUUUGUUUGACAUGUUCUGUAUAUGCUCUCUGUGUCAAAUCUUUGUUUGUGGAUGGAAACAAAACUGGAAAAAGCAGAUAUGACUUUUGACAGAGCACUAACUUUGUUUUAGGGCUGCCCAGGUCAGAUUACUUGGCUGGACCAUAAUUAAUCACAUUUUUAAGCAAAUUUUGCAUCUUGUCUUCUUUUCUUCUUUUUUUUUUU